UUCCGUCGUCUCGCCCUGGGUGACCGCAAGGGUUCCUGGGAAUAGUAGUCCCCAGUCCGGCAGCUCUGGCAGCAGCAGCCCCGCGCGCAGGACCGCAGAACUACAGAAGUGGCGCACGGGUUGUGAGGCUCUUCCGUCUUCCCUUUCCCUCCCCGCCGGUGCGCCCGCCCCAGCUGUCAUGGCGGCUCCCUUGGCCCUAGUGCUGGUGGUGGCCGUGACCGUGCGGGCGGUCUUGUUUCGCUCCAGUCUGGCCGAGUUCAUCUCAGAGCGGGUGGAGGUGGUGUCUCCACUGAGCUCUUGGAAGAGAGUGGUUGAAGGCCUCUCACUGUUGGACUUGGGAGUGUCUCCAUAUUCAGGAGCAGUAUUUCAUGAAACUCCUUUAAUAAUAUACCUCUUUCAUUUCCUGAUUGACUAUGCUGAAUUGGUAUUUAUGAUAACUGAUGCACUCACUGCCAUUGCCCUGUAUUUUGCAGUCCAGGACUUCAAUAAAGUUGUGUUUAAAAAGCAGAAACUCCUCCUCGAAUUAGACCAGUAUGCCCCAGAUGUGGCCGAACUCAUCCGGACGCCUAUGGAAAUGCGCUACAUCCCUCUGAAAGUGGCCCUGUUCUAUCUCUUAAAUCCCUACACGGUCUUAUCUUGUGUUGCCAAGUCUACCUGUGCCAUCAACAACACCCUCAUUGCUUUCUUCAUUUUGACCACAAUAAAAGGUAGUGCCUUCCUCAGUGCUAUUUUUCUUGCCUUAGCAACAUACCAGUCUCUGUACCCACUCACCUUGUUUGUCCCAGGACUCCUUUAUCUCCUCCAGCGGCAGUACAUACCUGUGAAAGUGAAGAGCAAAGCCUUCUGGAUCUUCUCUUGGGAGUAUGCCAUGAUGUACAUGGGAAGCCUAGUGGUAAUCAUUUGCCUCUCCUUCUUCCUUCUCAGCUCCUGGGAUUUCAUCCCUGCAGUCUACGGCUUCAUACUUUCUGUUCCAGAUCUCACUCCAAACAUUGGUCUUUUUUGGUACUUCUUUGCGGAGAUGUUUGAACACUUCAGCCUCUUCUUUGUAUGUGUGUUUCAGAUCAACGUCUUCUUCUACACCAUCCCCUUAGCCAUAAAGCUGAAGGAGCACCCUAUCUUCUUCAUGUUCAUCCAGAUUGCCAUCAUCUCCAUCUUCAAGUCCUACCCAACAGUGGGGGAUGUGGCCCUCUACAUGGCCUUCUUCCCCGUGUGGAACCAUCUCUACAGAUUCCUGCGGAACAUCUUUGUCCUUGGCUGUAUCAUUAUCGUCUGCUCCCUGCUUUUCCCUGUCCUGUGGCACCUCUGGAUUUAUGCAGGAAGUGCCAACUCCAAUUUCUUCUAUGCCAUCACACUGACCUUCAACGUUGGGCAGAUCCUGCUGAUCUCCGAUUACUUCUAUGCCUUCCUGCGGCGGGAGUACUACCUCACUCAUGGUCUCUACUUGACUGCCAAGGACGGCACGGAGGCCAUGCUUGUGCUCAAGUAGGCCUGGCUGGGCACAGGGUUGCACAGACUUCAGGGGGUGGACAGGCCAGGAGCUGGGCCAAAUCCUCUAGCCAGAAUUGCCAGCAGGCAAGUCCUCAGGCAGAUGAGGUUCAAGUCCAGGGUCAUGAUCUUGGCACCAGAGAAGAGCCAUGGCUGGCAGCAAGGCCUGUGGGGCAUUGCCAGGAGCACCUCUACUUGGACUAACAGUUUUUGGCUCUACACACAAAGGAGCCCCCUCCCAGGCAGAAAAGGGGAAGAAGCAGGUGAGCAGGGUUUGUUAGGAUGUUGACUCAAUAAAUUUUUUUUGGUAUUAAGUCUA
Messenger RNA from Molossus molossus (Pallas's mastiff bat), 1804 nucleotides. RefSeq names its product phosphatidylinositol glycan anchor biosynthesis class U (gene PIGU). NCBI's taxonomy places the organism in Eukaryota, Metazoa, Chordata, Mammalia, Chiroptera, Molossidae. Bases 179 to 1486 code for a protein of 435 amino acids. Gene Ontology annotation, biological process: attachment of GPI anchor to protein; protein localization to cell surface. The transcript has 12 exons. Gene Ontology annotation, cellular component: GPI-anchor transamidase complex; membrane. The record is from RefSeq and is a predicted model, not a curated record.